CGGGUGGUGCGGGGGGAACAAAGCGGAACUGGCACUUGCUGCUCGGCCUGCUGUGCGGGGUGAGGGUAGAGCCGGGAUCCGGAGGGAUCAGGCUUGGAUCCAAGGCGGUGUGCGGAGGGCAAAGGCGGUUCUAGAUGUAGGAAACAUGAAUGACUGGCAGAGGAAGAGCCCUCUAGACUGGGAAGCGUAUGUGAACAAAAUGGUGAAAGUUGCUGCUGUUGAGAAACAGGAAUAUGAAGGAUGGGUCCUAACAGUUGAUCCAGUUUCUGCCAGUAUUGUCCUUGCAACAUACUUGGAGAAUGGAAAAGUGUCCAUAUCGGUUGUAUUGGGCCAUGCUGUGCAGGAGGUUGAAAUACUGAAAGAAGGGGACGAUGAAAUGAAGCAACGUCUGUCUCGUAUAUUUGCGCCUGAAGAAAGCACAGCGUACAGCCCAGAGGAGCUCGAAGAGAGGAAGAACAGCUUGAGGACUUGGCUAGAAACGAACCACAUCCCUGUGACAGAGCAGGGUGAAUCAGGAAGAACACUGUGUGUGGCGGGGGUGUUAACUAUUGACCCACCAUACAGCCCGGCAGAGUGCAGCAGUUCCAAUGAGAUUAUCCUGUCUCGGGUUCAAGGCUUGAUACAGGGCUAUUUUGAAAAACAACAGUGAUAUCUGCUGUUGAAAAGCAGUUAUCUUUAGGAAAGGGUUUACCUGCCCUAUUUUAGGAUCUUGGGUACCAAUAUUCACUGUUUGCAAAAAUGCUGGGUUUAGGUACUUUUCACUGAGUUUUGUAAGUUAAGAAAGGGAUAAAAAAAGCUGUAUAAACGAAAAGCACAAAGCAUUUUCCAGGACUAUUUUCAAUAAAAAGCCAUUGGAUAAUGA
Messenger RNA from Apus apus (common swift), 862 nucleotides. It is a transcript of the gene GEMIN6, whose product is annotated as gem nuclear organelle associated protein 6. Bases 146 to 649 code for a protein of 167 amino acids. NCBI's taxonomy places the organism in Eukaryota, Metazoa, Chordata, Aves, Apodiformes, Apodidae. The transcript is spliced from 3 exons. The record is from RefSeq and is a predicted model, not a curated record. Gene Ontology annotation, cellular component: nucleus; SMN complex. Gene Ontology annotation, biological process: spliceosomal snRNP assembly; spliceosomal complex assembly.